Lotus japonicus is the source of this 753-nucleotide messenger RNA. RefSeq lists its product as uncharacterized. The record is from RefSeq and is a predicted model, not a curated record. The transcript has 2 exons. NCBI's taxonomy places the organism in Eukaryota, Viridiplantae, Streptophyta, Magnoliopsida, Fabales, Fabaceae. Bases 156 to 536 code for a protein of 126 amino acids.
UGCCCAUUUAAGCCCGGCCCACGCAGAAUCAAGCCCUGAAUGAAUGAUUGGUCAUGCGUCCCGUUCCCUCACGGACUCUUCUUCUUCUUCUUCAGUAUCUCUAUUCUCCCUCCUAUCAUCAUCACCACCCACAUGCUUUCUCCACAGUCUGAGAAAUGGGUGGUUCCGCUUCCAAUUCUCGGAAUCCAGCCAUGAAAGCCACUUCUAAUGACUCUCUUCAGCCAACGAAGGUUCUAGUGAACGUGACCGUCGAGAACAGCUUGGGCGCCAUACAGGUCCUGAUGUCGCCGGAAAACACCGCCGCUGAUUUGAUAAAGGCGGCAUUGGAAGUUUAUGACAGGGAGAAAAGAAGGCCCCUCUUGAAGGAAUCAGAUCCAAAUCGCUAUGACCUUCACUACUCCCCUUACACUCUCCAAGGUUUGAAGCAAUGUGAGAAGUUGAAGAAUCUGGGGUCAAGGAAUUUCUUUCUCUGCUCCAAGUGUCUCGCAGUUGAUUCUGCAUUUCCAUAUCCACCUAUUCAGGGUCGUGGUGCGUGAUCAAAUCCCGGCCUCCUUGUUGUAUCCAAGAAAUAUCGUUUCCUAUAUAUUUUGAAUUUUGAUGUAUGAACAUUAUUUGUUGUUGAGAUGAAUAGGAUAUAUUUAUGCAUCCUCUGUUGAUGGAUUGAAAACAGAGGAGGACAAAGAAAUGGAAAAACAAUAGUUUCAUUGAUAGUGUAGUUGUCAUGGAAAAUCCCAUUACAGUUUUUAUGGUUCA